AGCCGAAACCCUGAGCUUUGGCUUACCCCCACGGCAGUUGGUCAUAGCGAUAACUGCGGCCAAGCAGGCCAAUGGGAUACCCUUGGGAAACGCUCUCAAAACAGGGCUAAUUCCUUGGCAAAUCCCGGGAUUUCCCUGGAAUCUCAACACAUAUCUGGUGUAGGUCCCACGGGGAUAGGUGAUACCCAAGACACGUGGGUGACAGCCCGACGCGCUGGUGUCAAGAUGAGGUAACUUAGGGCAAGUCCCCUUCUGAGUGAAAAAGGGGCAAGGUAAACGGACUGACACCGUGCACUUACUCGCUACGCACAAACGCCGCGGGCGGACGACUGAUGUCCGUCCGUCCCAUCCAGACCGGAUGGUGGUGUGGGAUAUGUCCCGGGGAUGAUCCGGUGAGGGUGGAGGGUGAGGGGGUUUGAGGUGUUGUUUAUGUUGCCCCUGAGGAGGUAUGUGUUUUGUAGGGGCGGGCUGGGGAUGCUUGGCCGCCCUCCCCCGCCAAUGCCACAACAACGUCGGGCUAGGAAAGCACACCGAAUCCGUAUCAAUAUCCAAAUACACCCUCGCUUCCCCACCCGCAUACGCCUCCAUACACAGCUCCCACCUCCUAUCCAGCGCCAGCAUCCGCGAGAGAUGGCACGCAUGCAGCAGUGCUGUAUCUCAGUCGAGGAGCUCAUCUCAGCCCAUUUCUCGGAAUCGGACUCCCGGUAUUCCAGCGGAUCGACGCGUAGUAUUACAUCCCGACCCGGCGCAGCGUUGAUGGUCAAGUUCCAGAUCGGGACCUGGAUCUCGAAUGGGAGGUAGGGGAAGUAGUGGAACUCCUUCAGUUCCGGUGGUCUGGUGAUCUGGGGACGGGGCCAGGAUUUGAUGCGGGUCUGGAAGCGGG
Messenger RNA from Pseudogymnoascus destructans, 883 nucleotides. RefSeq lists its product as uncharacterized. The transcript has 2 exons. The record is from RefSeq and is a predicted model, not a curated record. Lineage: Eukaryota; Fungi; Ascomycota; Leotiomycetes; Thelebolales; Thelebolaceae. Bases 430 to 801 code for a protein of 123 amino acids.